This is a messenger RNA of Exaiptasia diaphana, 1793 nucleotides long. RefSeq lists its product as uncharacterized. The transcript has 2 exons. Lineage: Eukaryota; Metazoa; Cnidaria; Anthozoa; Actiniaria; Aiptasiidae. The record is from RefSeq and is a predicted model, not a curated record. The coding region runs from base 205 to 1245 and encodes 346 amino acids.
UUUACUCCAAAGGUAUAUAAGUAUUCAGUAUGCUUAGUUGCUAAGCCAUGUCAUUGACACAAAUCACCCUUUAAGAUGGCCAUGCUAACGUAAAUCAUGUUCGAGUCUUGACAAUCGAGCGCUACAAAAUUUGCAAGUUGGAGUGUGUACAAGUGUGGUUUUGGCGCCAUUUUAGCUUACUGCUGUUGUGGAACAUCUUCCAAGAUGAAGGACAUACUUGCCGAAACCAAGCUAUUUCGUGUUGUUCUCUACCUCGGAGGGCUGUUUGCGUGUCUUCACUUUGUCUUAUGGAAAGCAUUCAUUGCGAGUAGAUCGGCUGAUCGAAUAUCUAUUAAGCUGCUUCUACUACCGUUUAUUUCAUUGUUAUCGUUGACCGUCACCUGGAAAGAAAUCAUCUUGUUUAUAAAUGAAAAGGCGAAGGGAUAUCCCGAUCUCAAGACUACUUUCAGACAAACUGAAAUUGUAGUUGAGGCAUAUCGAUCAGUCACAGAUUCAGUAGAAGGAUACUGGUGGUCUUCCCAAUUAUUGAUGUUCACUUUGGUAUUUAUUGUGUUCAUUAACACCAAAGCACGUCAGAUUAGUAUGCCAAUACCAGAACUCUGCGCAUAUAUUUGGAUUGGUUUUGGUGGGGCUAUUAGUACUUCCUUUUCACUGUUCUUGUACCGGUACAAUGUGGCUAUUUCCAUGGAAACCAAAAGGGUGGAACACCAUCAGAUGUCACGUUGGAGUAUUGCUGUACUUGCAGUUUGCCUUUGGUUAGGGUUUCUCUGUAUCCUGUUCUUAUAUUUUUCUGUUGACCCAGCUUUCAAGGUUUACUUGUUACUUACUCACCUCUUGCUGUUCCUUCCAUGUCUUUUGCCUUCUGUUCAUGUUAGAUGUUAUACAACAACAGCAGCAAAGGGACUUAUUCCAUUGAUAUAUGCCUUACUCUUUAUUGCACUUGCUUGUCAUCAUUUUUACUUCACCCAUCUUUCCAUUCCAGAUGCUCACCCAAAAACAUUUCACAAUCUUUUCAAUGCAGGAUUCUCUCAUAAUUGUCAAGCUAGCAUUUCCUCUGAUAGUGUGUUCUGCUUUAUUUUAUGCAUGUUGUAUUUGUUUCUAAAGUCAGAGAAAGGUUCUGCAGUGCUUGCUGUUGUGCCAUUAUUUUUUCUCUCUCCUUGUCUCUCUCUUGGUUCAGCAUUUGCUCUUAUGAUGUUGCAUGAGGAGUGUCUGUUAGAGAGAAACAUUGGAGUGAAAGAAGAGUAAUGUUCAUGUACAUUAUACUUCACAGAGGAGUCUGAGUGUGCUUGUAAGGAUAAUUUUUGUGGCUAGUGAUUUGGUACAAGGCUCAAGCCACUAUGCUAUUUCUUUGGAACUGUGCGUGAGAGUGAGGAUAGAUGGACAUGUAAUUCAGGCUGACUAUGCCGUGCUUUUUCUCCAAUAAGCCGUUUGCAUUAUGACGUAACUUUACUACAACUACCAGAGAGCCUGGCGCAUUUUCAUUGUUAUUCAGAUUUUUAAUCCCCUUGGAGAUUAUUAAAACAAUCGGCACUAAUUGCAUUACAAACGAAAGUUGGCAAAGCAUUCUGGUAGUUGUGGUAAAUGACGCCAUAAUGCAUAUCGCCUAUUCUUCUUAUUGUACAUACCUUUAAAUUCGGAACUAUCUGUGGUAGUUGUGCUUCUUGUAUAAUUACCUCACUGUUUGUACGUUUUAUUAAAUAUAUUUGUUACUUAGUGCGCUUUCCAUUUGUCAGAACUGGCUGGCCAGACCCACAGAAAAUGUCAUUAUAUAUCAUUCCCAUUAAGUUAGGAAA